GAAGGAGCUCUCCGCCGGGACAGAGGAGCCAUAAAGAGCCGGGGAGGGAGGGGGAUGAGAUUUCUCGCUGCCCAAUCCCCCUGUUCCCCCGGGAGCAGCAGCCUUCCACGGUCCGUCCCUCCCUCUUGUUUGCUAAUCAUUUCAUUUUACUCCUUUUUGAAGCGGUGGCUUGUUUUUUAUCCCACUUUUCAUUUUUCCACAAUCCGCGGCUGCUCGCCUCCCUCUGAUCCCCGGCUCUCCACGCUCCGUUCUCCCGGCGUCAGGCUCUCCGGAUCCCGGCUGAUUCUCGUCUCUCUCUUUCGGCUCCUCUGAGAUGCUCUCCCCGCUCUCCGCUCCUCUCUCCGCCCUCUUUUAACUUCACAGAGACGCCGGUUUAAAGCCCGGACUGCUGCGAGCCGGGGCUGGGAUCUAAAACAACCCCGGAGAAACCCAGAGGGAUCCCGGGCUCUUCUUUGGAUCAGGACCCGGUACUUUGGGGAAGCUCGCUCGUGUGUCCUCCACCCCCUCCUCCUCCCCUCCUUCUGCAUCGCUCCUCUUUUCUCCACCUUAAUCCAGGUGGUCCUUUGGCAUUUUUGAGUGGCUGGUACAGGGAGGAUUAUUCUUCUUCUUCUUUCUUGUUUCUGGUGAAGACAAAGUUCCCAGAAGGACACUUUGAUGUUCUCCAUCCAGGACAGCCUCCCCCGGGGGGCCCUGACCAUGAAGGAGGAGCCGCUCCCCACCGGCAUGACCCCGGUCCGCUCCUGGAUGCAGGGCGCAGGGAUUUUGGACGCCAACACAGCGGCCCAGAGUGGUGUUGGUUUAGCCCGAGCUCACUUUGAGAAGCAGCCACCGUCCAACCUGAGGAAGUCCAACUUCUUCCACUUUGUGCUGGCGCUGUACGACAGACAGGGUCAGCCAGUCGAGAUCGAGAGGACUUCCUACGUCGACUUUGUGGAGAAAGACAAGGAGUACAACGGAGAGAAGACCAACAAUGGGAUCCACUACAGGCUACAGCUCCUCUACAGCAACGGCAUCAGGACAGAACAGGAUCUUUAUGUUCGGCUGAUAGACUCCAUGACCAAACAGCCGAUCCUGUACGAAGGUCAGGACAAGAACCCAGAGAUGUGCCGCGUCCUCCUCACCCACGAGAUCAUGUGCAGUCGGUGUUGUGACAAGAAGAGCUGCGGAAAUCGCAACGAGACGCCGUCUGACCCCGUCAUCAUCGACAGAUUCUUCCUCAAGUUCUUCCUCAAGUGCAAUCAGAACUGUUUGAAAAAUGCAGGAAACCCACGAGACAUGAGGAGGUUCCAGGUGGUGGUUUCCACUACAGUCAACGUUGACGGCCACGUGCUGGCGGUGUCAGACAACAUGUUCGUGCACAACAACUCCAAACAUGGCCGCCGCGCCCGGCGCCUGGACCCCUCUGAAGCAGCCACGCCCUGCAUCAAAGCAAUCAGCCCGAGCGAGGGCUGGACGACUGGCGGGGCCACCGUCAUCCUCAUUGGGGACAACUUCUUUGACGGCCUGCAGGUUGUCUUCGGCACCAUGCUGGUCUGGAGCGAGCUGAUCACCCCUCACGCCAUCCGGGUCCAGACUCCCCCUCGUCACAUCCCCGGGGUUGUGGAGGUCACGCUGUCCUACAAAUCCAAACAGUUCUGCAAAGGAGCACCAGGACGCUUCGUCUACACCGCCUUGAACGAGCCCACCAUCGACUACGGCUUCCAGAGGCUACAGAAGGUCAUCCCUCGCCACCCUGGGGACCCCGAGAGGUUACCUAAGGAGGUGCUGUUGAAGCGAGCAGCCGACCUGGUGGAGGCUCUUUAUGGGAUGCCACACAACAACCAGGAGAUCAUCCUGAAGCGAGCGGCCGACCUCACCGAGGCCCUCUACAGCGUCCCUCGCAGUCACAACCAGCUGCCGUCUCUCACCGGCUCGGCCGCUCACUCGGGGAUGAUGGGAGUCAACUCGUUCAGCAGUCAGCUUGCCGUCAACAUCUCCGAGGCCUCGCAGGCCGACCAAGGUUAUUCCCGUAACUCGAACAGCGUGUCUCCUCGCGGCUACGUGCCGAGCUCCACGCCUCAGCAGUCCAACUACAACACCAUCACAUCCACCAUGAACGGAUACGGAGCGGGGAUGACCAACCUGGGCGUACCUGGAUCCCCCAGCUUCCUCAACGGCUCCACCAACUCUGCUUACGCAAUCAAACAGAAGAGCGCCUUCGCCCCUGUCGUGCGGCCACAGACCUCCCCGCCCCCCACCUGCACCACCACCAAUGGCAGCAACCUCCAGGCUAUGGCAGGCCUCAUCGUCCCGCCCAUGUGAGGAGGAUUCUCAGCCAGAUACCAUCAGACCCCUCCCCCGACCCCCUGAGCGCUGAUGGCCCCGCCCACCUGAAACGCCACAACAAGAACAGCAGCGAAAAAUCCUUCCCCUCAUCCCCCCAGACCGACCCAGAAUCCAUCACUGCAGCAGAAGAAAAAGUCUGACUCUUCAUCGAUUCAUUCAGCGCCAUCGUGUUCGAUGUGGAACUUUAAAUCAACGAGCAGCCGCUCGCUCAGAGGAGGUCAGAGGUCAGAGAUGUGAACUGUGGGAGGGAGGGCAGGUGCCUGCAGUUACUACAUGUUGUGUGAGUAUUUGUUGUGCUGAGUUAGUUUGACUUCAGAAGUCUGUGGAGACUCAACAGGUCUUAGAUCAGUUUGAACCACUGUGAGACAGGAAGGAGGCGUGUCCACCGGCAGCUUCUGAUCACCGCCACGACAUCACCAAGAAGGGUUUAGAUCUCAUUGGAUAAUAAGCCAAUCAGGUUUGAUUUAAAGGGCCAGUGCUCUUGAACAUUUUAGCCACUACAUACAAAUCACAGGUGAACAUUUAUUUUUUCAUUCCUGGUCUCCCUUGACUUUCAUUUAUUUCCAUAUAAUAGGAAUUAUUAAGAAGACUUUAAAAACUUGCAUAUCUUUUGUAAUCUAUCACAGUCAAGUUGUCCGGUGGCGGACUUGUUCAAGCCUCCAUCUUUCAUUCCUUCAGCCACCCUCCUGAAAAGGUUGCAGUUGAGAUAUUUGCACAUAUUCAAAAAUAUCUUGAUAUCCAAGUAUUUUAUAAAGUUUAAAAGUAGGUGUGUUUCUCCUUCCAACCAGAAAUGUGGGCAUCACUUUUGAGCAUGCCUCUCUGACCCACAGCCCUGCAAACUGUCAAUGUAUGUAAUUCAUUCGUUCUGCAAAAUUAGAAAGAACAUGUUGGCCGAUGCUGAUAGUUCAUUUUAAAGCCAAAGUUGAUGUUCACUGUGAUAGAUUACACAACAUAGACAAGUUUUAAGAGUCAACUUUAAAAUUAACACGGUCAGUCUAUCAUACGAAAAUGAGUCGACACUACGGAGGACCUGAAUGGCCAAAAAAUAAAACAAUUUAAAAAAAAAAAAAAAAAAAAAUACAAUCAAA
Molecule: messenger RNA, 3413 nt
Organism: Epinephelus fuscoguttatus (brown-marbled grouper)
Lineage: Eukaryota; Metazoa; Chordata; Actinopteri; Perciformes; Serranidae
Product: transcription factor COE3-like
Exons: 16
Coding region: 655-2301 (548 amino acids)
Biological process (GO): regulation of transcription by RNA polymerase II
Molecular function (GO): RNA polymerase II cis-regulatory region sequence-specific DNA binding; DNA-binding transcription factor activity, RNA polymerase II-specific
Source: RefSeq, a predicted model, not a curated record